This is a messenger RNA of Vitis riparia (riverbank grape), 873 nucleotides long. RefSeq names its product signal peptidase complex catalytic subunit SEC11A. The transcript has 8 exons. The record is from RefSeq and is a predicted model, not a curated record. Gene Ontology annotation, molecular function: serine-type endopeptidase activity. Gene Ontology annotation, cellular component: membrane; signal peptidase complex. NCBI's taxonomy places the organism in Eukaryota, Viridiplantae, Streptophyta, Magnoliopsida, Vitales, Vitaceae. Bases 106 to 648 code for a protein of 180 amino acids.
GACCGGCUUCGCUAGCUCCCCUUGUCUGUAGUCUCGACGGUGCACCCGGUUUUGCGUUUGGCCGCCGAGAAACCCAGAGGAAAGGAAAACGUGACAAAAGAAAACAUGGGUUGGAUCGGAGAGACCGUCGAUUCUAUUAAAUCCAUUCAGAUCCGGCAGGUGCUCAGCCAGGCUGUCAGUCUCGGUAUGAUCGUUACAUCUGCACUGAUUAUAUGGAAGGCAUUGAUGUGCAUUACUGGCAGCGAAUCUCCUGUUGUUGUUGUUCUUUCUGGAAGCAUGGAGCCGGGCUUCAAGAGGGGGGACAUUUUGUUCUUACACAUGAGUAAAGAUCCUAUUCGUGCAGGGGAAAUUGUUGUGUUUAAUGUAGAUGGUCGUGAAAUACCAAUUGUUCACCGUGUAAUUAAGGUUCAUGAACGGCAAGAUACUGGAGAAGUUGAUGUCCUCACAAAAGGGGAUAACAAUUAUGGGGAUGACAGGCUUUUGUACGCCCAUGGUCAGCUCUGGCUUCAGCGGCACCAUAUUAUGGGGAGGGCUGUGGGGUUCUUACCUUAUGUCGGCUGGGUGACAAUCAUCAUGACAGAAAAGCCGCUUAUCAAGUAUGUUCUCAUCGGUGCACUGGGAUUGCUCGUUAUAACUUCAAAGGACUAAGAAUGAAGUUCAAGAUGUGGGGAAUCCCUCAAGAAACCCAUCAACAAGUCUCCUUUGUCUCUUCUCAUCCUGUCUACACAAAACCAAGGAAUAGUUGGUUGAUUUUUGAUAUGAUAACUUAAAUUUGUUGAUGUGGAAGUUUUAGGUUGAAGUAUUUAAGAGCUAACCCAUAACCAUUUGAACUUAAGCUUCUGAUUACAUAAAUGUUGGUCUUGGUUGAGGAAA